AUGGAUAAACGUUGGAUAACCUUAGAUAAAAAUAAAGAUGAGUACCGAGAAGGUGUUAAACAAUUUGUCUUAAAUUUCAAGCGGCAUGCAAGGAAUCCUGAAAUGAUUAUUUGUCCUUGCGCAAUUUGUCCCAACCUUAGCCCACAAAUUAACGACGACUUAGAGAUCCAUUUGAUGCGCUACGGCGUUGAUCCUAAUUACGAUAUUUGGUGUGCACAUGGUGAAGAGGCAGGCCCAUCUGUAGAAGUUGUAGAUGGUGAAAGUUCAGAUCAUAUUGAUGUGGACUAUGAACUUCCAGAAGUGCAUCAAAUGUACAAAGACGCACACUUCCCUUUUUUUGAUGGAGCUGGAAGUUCAAGGACUGUAAGCACAGAGGAAGAUUACAGAAAGAAAAUGGAGGAGGUUGAAGUUCCUCUAUAUCCUGGGUGUAAGAAGAAGCACACAAAACUAUCAGCCACAAUAAAAAAAUUCUUGAAAGGAUUUGAUUUGGGGUACGAGAAAAUUGACGCAUGCAUCAAUGAUUGUUGCCUGUUUAGAGGUGAAAAGAAGAAGAAUAUGCAGAACUACCCCGAAUGUAAUGCUUCGAGGUGGAAAGUAAAUCCACGGACCAAUGAGAUAAAUACGGGAGUGCCUGCAAAGGUUUUGCGUUAUUUUCCUAUAAUUCCAAAAAUUAAGAGGAUGUUUCUUUCAGCGAGUAAUAGUGAGCUGUUAACUUGGCACUCUACUCAUCACAGUCAAGAUGGCAUGAUGCGCCAUCCAGUUGACUCAAUUCAAUGGCGCACUGUUGAUCAAAAGUGGCCAAGCUUUGCUUCUGAGCCACGAAACUUGAGAUUUGGACUAGCCACUGAUGGUUUUUGA
Fragaria vesca subsp. vesca is the source of this 858-nucleotide messenger RNA. RefSeq lists its product as uncharacterized. The transcript has 2 exons. NCBI's taxonomy places the organism in Eukaryota, Viridiplantae, Streptophyta, Magnoliopsida, Rosales, Rosaceae. The coding region runs from base 1 to 858 and encodes 285 amino acids. The record is from RefSeq and is a predicted model, not a curated record.